CCCAGAUUAUAUCUCCAAACGCUCACAGCACCACAAAGCGACUGCGGACGCGACUAUUGGAGGGAAUUUCCACUGAUUUUUGAGCGAAUUUUAUCCAGAACACCGCUCGAAUCGCAGCUGACGAGAUCGAAACCAUGGCGCCUUCAUUUGCAGAACUCAAGGCCAAAGCGGCCAAGACAACCAGCAGUGGUGUCGAGAAGUUGCAGAAUAUGAAAGACCGAAAUACGAGUGUAUCAAUGAAGAAGACCAAUUGGGAUCCUUAUAGCGGAAAGCCACCACCGCCUCCACCGCCCCCCAAAUCUCUGAUCAACCAGAGAACUAAGCCAGAGCUGGCACCUCUUCCGCCUCCACCCAGCAGGACCAAUUCCAUUGCUUCUACGAGUACAGCAUCCAGGUCUCUAUCUAACUCACCGGGACUAGCUCCUCCACUGCCUUCUCGUGUAUCUUCCACCACCAGACCUCCAUUACCUUCGCGCACACCAUCCACAGGUCCUCCAUUACCGAAACGCCCCGGGCAGACAGCGGUAUCUCCACCGUCUAGAACAGGUGGUCUUCCCAAACCUGCAUCUUCUGGUCCGCCGCCUCCUCCCCCUCCCGUGGCUCUGUCCACAAAGCCUGUUUUAAAUAAACGGGAUUCCUUCUAUGUGGAAGACGAGGAUCCUGUUAUCGAUUGGACAAACUUAUCUCAGCAAGACAAAGAAGUUUUCUUCAGCUGGUUGGACGAGUUCUUUUCAAGAUAUCUCCAGAUUGAUCUCGCUCCUCGGGCGAUCCCUUAUCCAACGCAACCAAUAGGCAGUGUCGGUGGACCUCCUCCAUUGAAGGCAUCUACAAAACCGACCUCGUGGACACCGCUCACGGUUGGUAGUAGUAGUACGUGAAUUUGUCUUGCGUCAAUAUGCCAUGCAUCCAAUCAUAAUCCCUUUCCCAAAUCGUCAUACCCAG
Molecule: messenger RNA, 942 nt
Organism: Coprinopsis cinerea okayama7#130
Lineage: Eukaryota; Fungi; Basidiomycota; Agaricomycetes; Agaricales; Psathyrellaceae
Exons: 4
Coding region: 135-878 (247 amino acids)
Source: RefSeq, a predicted model, not a curated record